AUGGAAGGUUCCGAUGAGAAAAAUCUGUGCAACAUUCUUACCUCUGAAGAGUUCGAUGAGAACUCUGGCAGGAUCCGUGACAAAAAGACCGGUCUGCACCUCACUUUCAAAGACGCCGUCGAACGCGAUGUAAUCGAUGGUGACUCAUUGCUUCACGACCUCGAGAGUGGACAAACGCUUACACUAAGGGAAGCUCUAUCUCGUAAGAAAAUCGACAACGAUGGAAAGUAUAUCGCUGGGAACCUCAGAAUGACAUUGAGGGAUGCAGUCAAAGGAGGUCUCAUUGCGCUUAUAGCAUCGCCUAUGCAAGCUGCCCAGGCGGUUGCUGAAGCGGUGAAACGGCGGGAUGCUGAAGGAUACAAGUUCAAGAUCGAGAACGUGGACGGAGGACAAAGGGGAAGCAGGACGAGUGUACCCAAGUUUAGGGAGGAGAGCACUACCAUACGGUUAACACCUCAGAAACAAGAGCCAUCUCUCACGGUCAAGAUGAGACAUUCGCAGACCAACAUAGGAGAUCGCAUCCACAGCAUCAUCGAUGACCCAUCCACUCUUGCUGAUUUGCAGCACGAGUUCCUCGCGAAUUUGGAAGCGAAUCGUUUCGACACCGACGAGAAAGUCAUUACGAAUCCAUCCGGAGGUCAACGGCUUUCAGUGCGCGAAGCAGCUGAAACCGGCCUACUUGAUGUUCUCACCGGUGAAAUUGUAGUUCCCGACACUGGUCGACGUUAUUCUAUUCCCAAGGCCGUUCACUUGAACUACGUACAAGGCGACGCCGCGAAGCGAUUGAUGGAAUCAUUGAACAUGUCCAUUGAAGAGGUGAAUCUGGCUCAGCAGCAUUCUGGUCUUUCACCAAGUGGCGGUAGUGGCGAAGGAAGUUCCUCAACCAGGACGUGGACCAAGACGGUGAACUGGCAUGGACAGCCAUCGGAACUGCGAAAAUCAAAGACGGAUCCUCUUGCCGCUUACACUACCUACUCAUCAAGCACUGCAGAAAGAACCCAGGAUGCACCUUCCUGGGCUCGAUAA
Molecule: messenger RNA, 1026 nt
Organism: Cylicostephanus goldi
Lineage: Eukaryota; Metazoa; Nematoda; Chromadorea; Rhabditida; Strongylidae
Source: the annotation of a GenBank genome assembly